Caenorhabditis elegans is the source of this 1325-nucleotide messenger RNA. RefSeq names its product G-protein coupled receptors family 1 profile domain-containing protein (gene C54D10.5). The transcript has 8 exons. The record is from RefSeq and is marked reviewed. Gene Ontology annotation, biological process: G protein-coupled receptor signaling pathway; signal transduction. NCBI's taxonomy places the organism in Eukaryota, Metazoa, Nematoda, Chromadorea, Rhabditida, Rhabditidae. Bases 19 to 1173 code for a protein of 384 amino acids. Gene Ontology annotation, cellular component: membrane. Gene Ontology annotation, molecular function: G protein-coupled receptor activity.
UUUUAGAUCCAACAAUCAAUGAACCUUACUGCACUCGACGAGCUUGUUGAGCUUCGUGCCAUGGCUGAAGCUGAACUUCUGUGUGCUCAUUAUGAAACAUACACACCCGUUCGUUUUGUGCUCAUCAUGGUUGCAACGGUAAUCGCGUCGCUUGGAACAAUUGGAAAUAUUCUUUUGCUGAUUGUUUUCUCAGCUAAACAGAUAUCAAAUACUCCAGCAACGCUUUACCCGUCCGUUUUAGCUUGUUUGGAUUUUGCAAUAUGCUUCGAAUAUAUCCUUCUGUUCGGCGUUGAUGCUCUUGUGAGCUACUUGAAAAUUGAGAGCUUGUUCUCUCUAUAUUAUGUGUACAUUGUUCCCGCCUACGUGAUGGCUCGAAUCACUCAGCUGGCUAUCCCUUACAUGCUCAUUUUCGCCACACUUGAACGCCUCUUCUGGACGUCUAAGAACAAAAGCAACUUAUUGAAGGCAUUUCAUUCAACUACAGGAAGACAUAUUACUGUCAUUGUAUCACUUAUUAUGUGCAUUUUGUUAAGAUCUCCGAGUGCUUUUGCUAUUAGAGUUGAUGAGUAUCCGAAAUGUCCUGACUUUUUUAGAACAAAAACUACAAAUCCAAGAGAAUGGGCACUUGAAAGCCAGCUCUACCAUUUCUUUGAUUUUCAAGUAAUGACAAUUGCUCAAACACUUGUUCCAUUUGUUUUGCUAGUUGGAUUAAACUUGAUUAUUGUUCGAAGAAUGUGCUCAGAUAGUGUUCAAAAGGAAAAACUACCAGAACCUACGGAAGUUUGUUUCAAGGAAGAUCGGCUACUUACUCAAAUCACUCCAGUUCAUAAGUCAUCUACAACAAUUGGUCUAUCGUUCCCGCCUCUCAAAAGCAUGUCACCAGCGGUUAGAAGUGCUGUAUUUACCAUGGCAGCUAUCGUAACAUCAUAUCUAAUCUCUAACAUUCUUCAUCUCAGCUUGACAGUUCUUGAAAGAUCUGGUCAUCAAAUACUAAAGUCAGAGGAGGAUCCACAAAUGUCUUCCACAUUUCACACAUUCUUCUCCGAUUUGGUUUCAUUCGUUUACAUGUUUACUUCUGCUAUCCGAAUUGUCAUUUACUAUCUGUGUAAUCCAAAGAUCCGUGGAGAUCUUAUCGAUUUCUUUGCCAAUCGUAAAAAUGCCGUUUAUCUUUAAGCUUUGCUUUUCUUGAUUUUUUAAAUAUUAACUUGUUCUUAAUUUAUCGGGUUUGAAUUUUUAGUUUUAAAAUCUCCAUUUAACAGUAUUCCGUUGGCAUUUUCAACUGCGUGGUACUAUCAAAAAUAAACUUGUUUUUUUUCCAAAACACA